GACUGAGUACAGCAUGUUGAAGAUGGUCUCUCAUCAAAAUGCUCUUUAAGCUUUGUGCGCUAAACUGAUAUCCGAUUACCUGUGUUUAUGAACAAAACAACUCAGAUGCAAAAUACGUCACUGUGUUUUUCAGACACCCCAUGUUAUCGAGACUGAAAUGGAAGUGGAUGGCAGCAAACAAGGAAAUGAUGAUGAAUUAGAUAUGUAUGGCAUUCCCGCCUCAAGUCUAAACCAGAUCAUUUCUGACAGUUCAGGGGAUGACAACUUACCUAGUUACUUUGAUUCACUGGAUUUCAGGAGUGGGACAUCAGAAAGUGGUGUCGAAUUUUCACUAGAUGAUUGUUCCCCAAGUCAAUGGAUAACCGAAUUUGUGUCGCUCAAAGUAAAGAGUGCUACUCCAAGUCAAGUUCCCUUACAGGGUGGGAAUUUGUGCUGUUUCACAUUUGAUCAGACCCUUCCCACAGAUGUUCAAUCAGGAAUUGCCAUGUUUGGACCGUGGGGCACUGUUGAUGUGAACAGGUGUAGAGAUGACUCCCUAGUUGGAAUGAAGAUUCCAUCGGCCCAGGAGCCUGGUUUGGUAACUGUUACAUUGAAGUCAAAAUUUGGCAUACCAUUAGGAGAGAUUGAUAUUUUGUAUGUGGACGAAGAGAAAGUGCUUGUUCAACGAGUAGUCAAUGAGCCACUCUUACAGUGCAAGCUCUUAAGGGAGCUGGAAGGUAAAGCGACAACAGCCGGUGAAGGUGAAACACAAGAUUCUGGAAAUCUUGAUUUCACAAAUCCAGUCCAUGUGUUACGCCUCUUAAUAUAUGCAGCAGCCGAAAGUGGUGCUCAGCAAUUUAUUGAAAUGAUAUUCAACUCUUCAGCUGGAAGAGUAGUCUUUGACGCUUACAAGGACAGGCCAUUACUGCCAGAGGUUAUUGCCAAGAGUCAUGGCAACGAGGAGACUGCCCAUUACCUUGAAGACAUAACCAAAAGAUUUUCUGAGGAGACCAUAACUGGUAAAGAAUGCUCUCAGAUAAUCGAUUGGUCUGAACUUGUGAAUGCUGCUGAGGCAGCAGAAAAACGGCUUGAUCUUACCAGCAAAAUAGAAAAUGAUCAAAUUCAAAAGGAUAUCCCCAAAGAAACCGGUUAUUUAGGAGAUAUCGACACAUCGUCCAGUGAAUCAUUGGAGGGUCAAAGCUCGGAUUCUGAUGAUGAUAUUUCAGGAACGUCAAGGAAAGGUAAUAUACUUAAGUUAGACCUUUAUAGCAGUCCGUCUUGUAUAUGCAUUUGGCUAUAUUUUUUUCCUGUCAAGCUCAGGUUUGAGUCUUCUUUGGUCACUGUACUUGUCCACUGUGCCGAACUGGGCAGAAGCCGGUUCACGCGGAGAUCAAGUAGUGUUCAAGUACAAUGUCAUAGUUUGCAACACUCAACAAUUAUGACUUUGAAAGUGAAGAAUGAUCAUCGCAGUAAAGUUUCCAAUCCAAGCAAUUGGAAAGAAGAAGCCUGA
Messenger RNA from Orbicella faveolata, 1489 nucleotides. RefSeq lists its product as uncharacterized. The record is from RefSeq and is a predicted model, not a curated record. Gene Ontology annotation, molecular function: lipid binding; identical protein binding. Gene Ontology annotation, biological process: lipid transport; lipoprotein metabolic process; signal transduction. NCBI's taxonomy places the organism in Eukaryota, Metazoa, Cnidaria, Anthozoa, Scleractinia, Merulinidae. Gene Ontology annotation, cellular component: extracellular region; membrane.